Molecule: messenger RNA, 2053 nt
Organism: Pectinophora gossypiella (pink bollworm)
Lineage: Eukaryota; Metazoa; Arthropoda; Insecta; Lepidoptera; Gelechiidae
Gene: Mo25
Product: protein Mo25
Exons: 7
Coding region: 211-1218 (335 amino acids)
Biological process (GO): intracellular signal transduction
Molecular function (GO): protein serine/threonine kinase activator activity
Source: RefSeq, a predicted model, not a curated record
UUCGUUUUACCUGUGGUCUGUCUCGCUAGGGAAAAUUGUAAUUUUUAAUCUGAAAGUGAGUUAUAUUUCGUAUCAUUUGUAUAUUUUUCAUUGUUUUAUGCGAUAAUAUAGUAAUACUCAAAGUUCCGUUACCUUCUGUGGUUCUUCGCCAGGUACAAUCUUAUGUAGACAGGAUUACUUAGGCACUGUCUAUAAUAUCCCAAAAAUACUAUGCCUCUUUUUGGUAAGUCUCAGAAGAGCCCUGCGGAGCUUGUGAGAUCACUAAAAGAUGCAGUUACAGCGUUAGAAAGGGGUGAUAAGAAAGCUGAGAAAGCUCAGGAGGAUGUGAGCAAGAAUUUGGUGUUGAUAAAGAACAUGUUGUACGGCACGUCUGAUGCAGAGCCCCAGACCGACAUCAUUGUGGCCCAGCUGGCGCAGGAGAUGUACAACACAAACCUACUGCUGUUGCUCAUUCAGAAUUUAAACCGCAUUGACUUUGAGGGCAAGAAGGAUGUGGCUCAGGUGUUCAACAACGUUCUGCGGCGUCAGAUCGGCACUCGGUCGCCCACCGUCGAGUACAUAUGCACCAAGCCUGAGAUACUCUUCACCUUAAUGUCUGGGUAUGAACAUCAGGAGAUAGCGUCAAACUGCGGUACCAUGCUGCGGGAGUGCGCCAGAUACGAGGCUUUGGCCAAGAUAAUGCUGUACUCAGACGAUUUUUACAAUUUCUUCCGUUAUGUAGAAGUUUCCACUUUUGAUAUCGCCUCAGAUGCCUUCUCUACCUUUAAGGAAUUGCUAACAAGACACAAAAUGCUGUGCGCCGAAUUUCUAGAAGCAAACUACGACAAAGUGUUCAGUCAUUACCAGCGGCUGUUGAACUCUGAGAACUACGUGACUCGACGGCAAAGCCUUAAGCUGCUCGGAGAGUUGUUGCUGGACCGACACAACUUCUCCAUCAUGACACGCUACAUCACCAACCCCGACAACCUAAAACUCAUGAUGAACAUGCUUAAAGAGAAAUCACGUAACAUACAGUUCGAGGCUUUCCAUGUUUUCAAGGUAUUCGUAGCCAAUCCAAAUAAACCAAAACCAAUCCUGGACAUCCUGCUCAGGAAUCAAGACAAGCUGGUAGACUUCCUCACCAAGUUCCACACGGAUCGCUCCGAGGACGAACAGUUCAACGACGAGAAGGCUUACCUUAUAAAGCAAAUCAAAGAGCUCAAGCCCUUGGAACACUAACGUUUAUUGCAUUUCAUUAUCGCCACUUCCUCGUCGACAACAAGUUAGUUAUAGAUGCUAUUAUAUUUAAAUGCUUCUAAGUCACCAGAGGGUGUUGGGCGGCGCUGCUAAGAUGUUCACUAAUACAUUGGAAUUCUAAAUGGAUUUUACAUUUUGGUCUGUGAUCAGUCAGGGAAGAAAGUAUAUAGGUAUUUGUGCUACGAGCAAAUUAACAUUUUUAAUAAAGAUUUGUAGGAAUUAGUGUUACUUAUUAUGGUUUGACUUAUAUGUUUUGUAAGUUGUUAAAACCAUUUUUAGUUUUUAUGACGUGUAGUGACAUUUCCAGUCACAAUCGAAAUAUGUUUUCACAUUCGCAUACGAUUCCUAUAAGUUUACGGUGUUUAGAUAUUUCGAAAAAUGAGCAGGUACCUCCCCGAUCCAUGAAUCUAUAAAAUGAAUGUAUAUAUGCGUUUUUUAUUUAAUAUUUGGCGUUUUACUUUAUUACUCUAGAUCAAUAUCAGAAGUAUAAAUUGUUGAAUAUGAAGGAAGUAUAUUUUAUACAUACAACGUCAGUAUUGGUUGCGUAAAUUAUAGGUAUUUAUUCCUAAGUUUUAUUCACCUGUAAGUUCACUUUAUACAUAAUUAUUUCCGGAUUUAAAUAUCGAUGUUUCUAAGCUUGUUACAAAUUCUGAUUAGAUUGCAUAAAUUACUAUAUAUAUUUAUAUGUAAGUACAAUAUUUGUCCAAUAUUGUCCAAAUUUUCGUUUCACAGUUUAAAGUAUAACUAUUUUAUUUUGUCAGCGUCAUUAAUGCAAUUACAUUCUAUCGAAACUGAAUAAAAUAAGAUAUUUAUAUCA